ACAGGAAAACUGCCAUUUUUGGGGUCCUCUCUCUCUCUUUCUCUCACAAUAAUACUUCCCGGACAUAAUUACAGAAACCUCAAAAUGCCCAAAACCCCAAAACCCCAUUGUCUCCACAAUGUUUUUUGACUAAACCCCUCAUAAAAUCUACCCUCUGUCUACCUCCAUGGAAGCGCUCUCGAGCUCUGUGUUUGUCUCCAAGUUCUCGGAAAGGUACCCUGUUCUUCAAACACCGGUCUCUCCCGUGAAACCAUCCGAUAAACGAAGUUGGGGUCUCAAAAUCAGUGAUAAUCAUUUUUACUAUUCGAAGCUUCGAGUUCUUGCUCUCACGCGGGAGGUUUCAGGCGAAGGUGAAGAGGAGAAGAAGGGGUUUGAUAAUGGGUUUGCGUCGGUUUCUGAAGAAACCAUGUCUUUGUCUCUGGAUAACUCAGAUGACAAUAACAAAUGUGAAGAGGAUGCAAAAGAAGCAUUAAAGAUGGAGGUGCCUCUUACAGUCACAUAUGGAAGUGCAGCAGGGGGAGGGACGAGGGCAGGGCUCUUUAGAACCCCAAUAUCUGGUGGAGUGCAGAGUGCUACCUCUGCUCAUGGUUUACCUCGACCUGCCUUAGCAGUGCGCAAUCUGAUGGAGCAGGCCAGGUUUGCUCAUCUAUGCACUGUCAUGUCCCGGAUGCACCACCGUCGAGAAGGAUACCCAUUUGGUUCACUGGUAGAUUUUGCACCAGAUUCUAUGGGACAUCCAAUAUUUUCAUUCUCACCAUUGGCUAUCCAUACACGGAAUUUGUUAGCUGAUCCAAGAUGCACCCUUGUUGUGCAGAUUCCUGGAUGGAGUGGACUAUCAAAUGCGAGGGUAACAAUUUUUGGCGAUGUCUUGCCACUACCAGAAGAUCAACAGGAAUGGGCUCAUAAGCAGUAUAUAGCUAAGCAUCAUCAAGGGCCUUCCCAACAGUGGGGGAACUUCUACUACUUCAGAAUGCAGACUAUAAGUGACAUAUAUUUCAUUGGUGGUUUUGGCACUGUUGCUUGGGUUGAUGUAAAGGAGUAUGAAGCCCUUAAACCUGAUAAAAUUGCAGUUGAUGGUGGCGAGCAAAAUCUAAAGGAACUGAAUGCAAUGUUCUCGAAGCCUCUAAAAGAGGUUUUGUCGAGUGAAAGUGAGAUAGAUGAUGCUGCUCUUAUAUCAAUCGACAGCAAGGGAAUUGACAUCCGAGUCCGUCAGGGUGCUCAGUUUAAUGUACAGAGGCUAUCAUUCGAGGAAGGGCAUGCUAUUGAAACACUAGAGGAAGCCAAACAAGCUCUUUGGAAACUAAUAAAUAGCGGUGGCGUUUGCAGUUGGCAUAAAUAAAGUUGCUUUAUAUCAAACUCAUCCCGUGUUAUUUGCCCUUUUAUAUGUAUACAACAACCCCAGCAACAAGGGAGAUGAAGCAUAAAUCGAAUUGUUUACUGCACUGGAAAAGUCAUACCUUUUUUUGAACUUGUAACAUGGAAAAACUUCGAGCAUUUUAAUAUUUUCUUCUCCCCCGCCCACCGCCCCACCCCCCCCCCCCCCCUUUCUUUUAUUUCUGAGUAUCUCAGAAUUGACACAAUAAAUGUUGAGUCUGUAAAGUUUGGAAAUUGGGCGAGCUUGGGUGAAUCCUGGAGCGUGUUUAUGAAAUGGCACAUAACUCUUCAACA
This is a messenger RNA of Malania oleifera, 1668 nucleotides long. RefSeq lists its product as uncharacterized. The record is from RefSeq and is a predicted model, not a curated record. The transcript has 9 exons. Bases 167 to 1339 code for a protein of 390 amino acids. Lineage: Eukaryota; Viridiplantae; Streptophyta; Magnoliopsida; Santalales; Ximeniaceae.